GCUUGGUUCAUUGGCUGCGCAUUUCUCUUAAACGGGGUACGGUGUUGAAUCUUUACUUAUAGUGCCACCAGGGCACUAUCAGGAUCUCUCUGGGACUGGAGUGAAGACUGCAGGCCAGCUGCUCACCAUGCCACCUACAUUCAGGGCCUCGCGCUCUGGUCGACAUCUUGCCGAAAACAACACCAACCGUACCAGAACGGGCCAGAUCGACCACGAUGUCUUUGAAGGACUACCAGUUCGCCGCUGGACGCGCCAGCCGCAGACUAUAUCUCAAGAACCCAAGGCAGAGGAAACGCAAUUGAUCGUUCAGGGGCCCGCCGGAACGCAAUCUUUGCCGGAACACCCCAUGCCCAAAGACAGCCAACUUCUGACCCCAACAAGCAGGGCUCUCUUACGUGCAGCUCGCGCUGGAUGCAUCUACAUUCGCCAUGCCCCAAAGGAGCCGGAGGAAGAGAAGGAAGAAGCUACGGAUGUGGAGGAACAGCAACCAGUGUACAGGGCAGAGCGCAACUUUGUGGCGCGCAAGUGGUCGGCAGUCCCCAAGCAUAUGGAGCCUCCAGAAAUCGAAUUUCUUGCCAAGAGGCGACCGGGCCUGCCCUCAUUGUACGGUGCAACUGCUGCUGCAUCUGAUGGUGCGACUCACAAUGCUGCGCCGAUGAGGAGGACGCGCUUCAGGAAGGUCGACCCGGCGACUGGAAACGUUUCGAUCUACGAAGCGUGGGUUCCGGAAGGACACAGAAUUGAAGGCGAAAUCACAGAGGAUGCUCCAGUGGUAUCGAAUAAUGGUGAAGUGACCAUCACUCCGGAGGCUCCGGCUCCCGGUACUGUCGUCGAGGGUGUUGGGGUCGUCAACGGUGAAGGUGUGGUUGUUGCAGAGGCAGGCUCCGCGGCCGUUAUGACUCCCCCGAGAAGGCGGCCGCCUCCACCUAAGCGCAAGGCCAAGGGCCCUGGAAAGGGCAGGAAGAAGAAGGUUAUGUUUGCUCCUGGUGAGGGAGCAGAUGCAAACCAGGUACAUGGUGCUGGAGCAGGUACCGCUGAGAAUGGUUUCGUCAAAGAGGAAGAUGUUGAUUCGUCCCGUAUGUCUGUUGACCAAAACGGUCAGGAUGAUGAGGAUGACGAUGGUGAAGAUGGCGAGGAAAGCGACGAGGGGGAUGAGUCCAUGGUGGAUGCUAAAACCCCAGAGACUCCAUUGCCCCAAGUUCCUUCCGAUGCAGCAGCCGAUCCUACCCCUGAGCCUGCAGCGGAACCUGUGCAGCCUCCUCCAACAGCUCCUACGACAGAAGCACCAGUUGAACCGAAAUCUUCGGAACCAGAACCUUCAUUAGCCCCAACAUCCGAACCUCCGCAACAACCAGAACCAUCACAGACGGUGCAAGCUUCGGAAGAACCAGCGUCAGCGGCAGCUAAUGAGGCUGCUUCUGCUGCUCCGGCUCCCUCUGCAGAUAAGCCGGUAGAAGAAACUGCGGGAGAUAAGAUGGACACGACAGAAGACGGGCCUUCUCACCCUACCACUGAUGACAGUGUUCCAUCUGCACCCCCUGCACCAUCUGCCCCGGAACAGGCUCCGGAGACCCAGCAUUCAGAUGAACCACAAAAUGCUGAAGCUGUCCCUGAAACUGCUCCCGAAACCUCAGAACCAACACCGAAGGAAACUCAUCAAGACACAGAGCAAAGUUCACUGGCACUGGCAAUUGAAAGUACGGACCAGGUUGCCCCUAAGGAAACAGCAGAAAAGCCGUCCGAUGCAGGACCAACAGACCAAGGAGAGGCAUUACCCCAGACGACAGAUGGCGCCGAAGGUGAUGCCAUGGACACAUCGGCAGAUCACGAGCAGGCCCUAGAGCCAGAGCCAAAGCAUGUCUCAGAAAAGGAGAAUGCACCAGAACAAACGAGCGCACCGGAACAGGAACAAGAAAGGGUCCCAGAAAAGGCCUCUCCCCAACCUGCUCCAAGCACUGGUCAGAGUAACGACUUCGACCUUCUUGGUAGCCUCGAAGCAAGCUUAGGAGGUACCAAUGGAGAGCAGCAUCAACAGCAGGCUGAAGUCCCAGCAGAGGAGCCAAAACAAGUGGAGCCUGAGCAAAACGCUGGAGAACAAGCCGCGGAAACAGAGGGCGAAACCGUCAAAGAACAACCCGAAGAGAAGGCAGAGGAACAAGUUAUGGAACAAACAGAAGCGCAGACUGGAGAACAGAUCGAAAAACAGGCUGAAGAACCUAGUACAGCGCAAGCUGCGGAACAGCCCGCUGAGCAGCCCGCCGAGCAACCUGCAGAACAACCCGUGGAACAUCCUGUUGAGAACGAGCCAGAGCAGGUACAGGAACAGCCCACGGAGCAGACUACCGAACAGGCCGAGCAACAGGCCAAAGACACAACCGUGGAAAAGGCUGAGGAACAAACUGGGGAACCGAUUCCAGAACAGCCAGCUGAGAAAACCACGGAUGAAGCCACAGUGCAGGCUCCAGAACGACCAUUAGAGCCAGCGCCAGAGCAAGCGCCAGAACCAGCGUCAGAGCAAGCACCGGAGCAAGUGCCAGCACAAGCUAGCGAUCAGCCCGAGGAACAAGAAGCCAAAGCAGAUGAAGUGGCACCCCAGCCUGAACAGCCCGAACAGUCUCAGCAACACGAAUUCGGAUACGAGCCCCAAGCUCCAAAGGACAUAUCUCCGCUUACACCAGCUGCUGAUGAAGAGAUGCUGCCAAAACCCGACGAGACCACCGAACUUACUGCUCAAGAGCCUAGCCUCAACCCCGAGACCGCUCCCCAACAAGAAACCCAGGGAGAGCCAAAAGACCAGGUAGAAGAAAAGGCAGGAGAGGGAGAAGCACAGCCAGUUCCCCCACCAAGCACGGAUGCGGCUUAAACAAACCUAGUUAUGUCUACUGUUCACAUUUGAUACCUGUUUCUAUUUCUUUUCCUUUCUUAAUCCUCCACUUUGACGAUUGGUUCGCUUCUUAUCUCAAUAUUGAAAUCCAAAUAUGUUGAUUACGUGUUUGUUGGUUGGUUCUGGGCGCAGUUGGUAUGGUUAUAUUGGCGAAAGGUUGCCCAUGAGGAUUGUUGUAUAAUAGAUCCUUUGUUUCUUGUGUAGGUUGAAUACGGAGUACAUGGUUUGUAUUUCUCAUUCUAUUCAUUAUGAUUGUCAGAUCCCAAGCUUCAUGGGCUGUUCUAGGGCUCAAACAUUCAUUGACCUUCAACAGAUAUAUAUAUCCGGAUCAUCAUAAUUCGUAAAAGUUUCUAUCCCAGUCGGCAUCGAAAUUCAUUUUAAUAACGAUGAAUUACU
Molecule: messenger RNA, 3280 nt
Organism: Aspergillus wentii DTO 134E9
Lineage: Eukaryota; Fungi; Ascomycota; Eurotiomycetes; Eurotiales; Aspergillaceae
Exons: 2
Coding region: 128-2863 (911 amino acids)
Source: RefSeq, a predicted model, not a curated record